Messenger RNA from Amyelois transitella, 1536 nucleotides. Its product is annotated as trypsin CFT-1. Bases 167 to 1096 code for a protein of 309 amino acids. The record is from RefSeq and is a predicted model, not a curated record. Gene Ontology annotation, biological process: proteolysis. The transcript is spliced from 8 exons. Gene Ontology annotation, molecular function: serine-type endopeptidase activity. Lineage: Eukaryota; Metazoa; Arthropoda; Insecta; Lepidoptera; Pyralidae.
UUUUAAACAAAUUUUUAAUAAAGUCAAAAUGUAUUAUAAAAUCCAAAGCUAUGGUUGGAAUUGAGAUUUCUCACGGAUAUUUUCCGAUGAUUCGCCGAUACACUAUCAAUAGAUAAGGUUUCCGAUAUCGGAGGGAGCUGAAACACGCACAGUGGCGGCAGACAACAUGUGGAGGACGACUGUUUUUUUCGCUAUCAUUGUUUGCUCUUAUGCGGAGCAAUUAGAGCAAUACAACAUAACAAUACAAAACCCAGUGCCGGCCGCUGCGACCAAUAGGAUCGUAGGUGGGAGCGAGACAACUAUACAGCAGUACCCUUUUGCGAUACAGCUGUUAGUGAACUCGCAGCUGCAAUGCGGAGGCUCGCUGCUGACUCUGAGACACGUGCUGACCGCAGCCCACUGCUUUUACGACGGGAAUAACAACCUCAUCGCGCCAUCAGUAUUCAGCGUCCGCGCCGGAUCUACCAGACUUUCUAGUGGAGGAUCCGUAGUCCGCCUGUCUAUGUACAUCGUGCAUCCCUCAUACAAUCCAUUCACGUAUGACAACGAUAUAGCCGUGAUCGUGCUACGCUCCAGACUCAGGGCCAGCACCAGCCUCAACAUUGUGGGGGUUCCCAUGCAAGGGUACGCUGUGCCGGACAACUCUACAGUUGUCCACGUGGGCUGGGGAAGGACCCAUCCGGCUAUCCAGGCGCCAUCGGAAAUCCUCCGACACGUGGCUGUUUACGUGGUGAACAAUAGUCUAUGCGCGCAGCGGUACCGCGAGAUCUACUUGAUGCCCGGCGUACCCGCCACCGUCACGCAGAACAUGAUCUGCGCAGGAGUGCUCGAUGUUGGCGGUCGAGACGCUUGCCAAGGCGACAGCGGCGGACCGCUGUUGUUCAACAACAGCUUGGUAGGAGUCACGUCGUGGGGCUACGGCUGCGCAGAGCCUCGUUACCCCGGUGUUAGCGCCAGGGUAUCUAGUUACACUAAUUGGAUUAAUGCUACUAUCACGAGGUACAACGCUGGGUCUCGUCUGGAAAGCGUCAGUUUGGCCACCAUGACGUCACUCGUAGCAUUUUUGUUGCUCUCUUCCAAACGUGAUAUUUCAUGAAUAUAUUUAUCACUUUAUAUUUGAAGCUUUGCCCAGCCUUUUGAGAAAAGAAAUCUGAAUUAUAUAUUUGAUUACACAUUUUUACAUUUUCUGAAAAAUAUAUAGAGUUAUAAAAUUAAUACUUAUCUACCUCAUUUAUUGUACUAGUUAUUCAGAUUUUUUUGCCUCCUGGUAAAAAAAAAAAAAUGUCAUCACAAAAAUUGAAUCUUAUCUCUUUGUUUAUUACUAAGACAUAAGAUUCAAGAUUUAAACGAUAAUAAAAAAGGGCUCUAAAUUUGUUUGUAAAUUCUCCAUCCACAAAUGUUGCUUGUCACGAGAUUUUUUUAAGUCUUUCCUUUGUUAAAUUAAGACUUACAAAGAACAAUUAGACAAAAUUUAAUUUCUCGUUGUAUAUUUUGUUAAGAUAUUGAUAAUAUAAAGUUAUUUUUAUUUUAUAAUAA